This is a messenger RNA of Penaeus vannamei (Pacific white shrimp), 598 nucleotides long. RefSeq names its product insulin-like growth factor-binding protein-related protein 1. Lineage: Eukaryota; Metazoa; Arthropoda; Malacostraca; Decapoda; Penaeidae. The record is from RefSeq and is a predicted model, not a curated record. Gene Ontology annotation, cellular component: extracellular region.
UGGCUUUAUGUAACUGGGAUAUUUUGUCUGUGAAGAGACCGGACAGCUUAAAAGGAAACGAGGCCCUGUCUUACCCGUAGUCUUCGACAGUCGGCGAGAGCAACAUGAAGACGCUGCCGCUCCUUCUUCUGCUCGCGUGCGCAUGCGCAACCACGAGCGGCUUCAGCGUUAGGUGUUCCCCGUGCGACGAAGUGGACUGCGGACCGCCUCCCGCUGAUUGCAAAUACGGCCUCGUCAAGAAUGUGUGCAACUGCUGCUACAUCUGCGGGAAGGGUCCUGGUGAAGACUGCGACCCCGUGAAAAAGUGCGCGCCUGGCCUUUACUGCAAGCUGCACCCCGUCUCCUAUGGUAAUGGUAUCUGCACGGCCACACCGCAGAAAUGGUACUGAUUCCUGGGACAAGGUUUCGUGAUUCUGGGACAAGGUUUCAUGAUGAUGGUACUGAUUCCUAGGACAAGGUUUCGUGAUUCUGGGACAAGGUUUCAUGAUGAUGGUACUGAUUCCUGGGACAUGGCUUCGUGAUGAGUCUCAUCAGCAUUGUAAUGUCGUGAUCAGUUUUGUGAUUUUAUGUUAUUGAUCAAUAAAUAUGCCAAUUAAAA